Lottia gigantea (owl limpet) is the source of this 1342-nucleotide messenger RNA. RefSeq lists its product as hypothetical. The record is from RefSeq and is a predicted model, not a curated record. The annotation marks the transcript as partial. NCBI's taxonomy places the organism in Eukaryota, Metazoa, Mollusca, Gastropoda, Lottiidae. The transcript is spliced from 8 exons.
UCGCCGUCCAUCUAGUGCUAGUAGAAGUAGACCAAGUUCUGCAUCAUCCAGUCGAUCAGUUGCUUCAAAUGUUUCCUCAGCACCUUCUCAUGCCUCCCCAUCACCUAAUAUCAUUUCAUUGUCACCAAGCACUGAUCCUGUAGUACCAUCACAACAUAGACCUUCAUCUUCGCAUAGUAGACAGUCUGUACAGGAACCUGUGCAUAGCUCACAAGUUCAUAUAGAUCCAUCAAGAUCACCACCAAGACAACUGCAUUCAAGACAAAUAUCACCACAAUCUAGACAGUCACCACAGUUAAAUAAGAAGUCCCCGCCACAUCAGACCUCACCAUCUAAGACACCAGUAGAGAAAUCAUUGCCAGGUGGUCAAGAUUUUCCUGACAGUGUAAGUGUUGAAUCAAGAUCAAGUGAAAUGAGACCAGGCAGUAGGUCAAGGAAAUCAUCAAGAUCAGAUACAGAUUUAGAUAGUAAUAGUGAUAUAAGAUCAUCUAAAGAUAGUAUACCAUCAUUAAGAAACUCAGGAGAUUGCAGUGAUGCUCAAUCUACUUUAAAAGAUGAAGAUGAUAGUCAACAGUCUGUAGUCUGUCCUAAGAAAGAUGUUAAGAAGAAGAAGUUUUUAAGAAAUCAUAUAAAGAAUAGAGGUGAUAGUUUAGAUGAUGAUAAAAGUGAAGUGGAUUCUAUAUGUAGUAGUAAAUCUAGUAAAACUAUUUUUGAUAAUCCAAAACCAGUUGCUAGACACCGUCCUUUACCUAAGCCACCAAUUAAGAUAGAGGAAGAUGGUAACAUACCUAAACAACGAGAAGAUAACAGAAGCAAAGCUAAAUCUAGUGAUUCUUCAUCCAGAUCAUCCAGUAUAUCUAGUUCUAAAGAAGAUGGUGAUGUUGAACCAACUCCAAGGAGUUUACCAAAUCUAUCAGCUAGAGAAAGAAGGAGACAGAAAAACCCAGCCUCAAUGUCUGCUGAAAAUCCAAAUUCAGCUAGAAUAAGAUUGCGAAAAUUACCAGAAAGACAUGGAUCAGAACGUAUAACAAGAUCAGAGAAAGCUGAUAGUACUGAACCAGUUAGAGCUAUACAUCCUAUAAUGAAGAAACCAAUCAGACAGCCCUCUAUUAAUGAUGAUACUAGUUCAUCAUCAGAAGAAUUACAACCAAAACAAGAUAGUAAAGAACAGGCUAAAAGAAGAUAUCAAACUUAUGUUAUAGAUACUGAAUCACAAGAUGUUUGUGCUUGUCACCCUGCCAAUAGUGGAACACGUCCACACAUUAUGGUGGCCACACAUGAAGUGACGCUACAACAGUCCCGCACGCCAAGCAUGCACGUGCAGGCUACUAAAUAUUCAUGA